AUGGUUGAUGUUGACUUUGAUAUUACACCAAUAUUGGGAAAUAAUCUUGCUCGUCUUGAUUCAAUGAGAAUGAAACAACUUCAGAAUGGAAAAAUAUAUGAUGCAAUUGAUGAGUUAUGUAAAAUUGCUUCUCAAUCUAUUCAACUUAGAGCUCCAUUAACAAGUUGUGAAAAAAUUAUCAAUUCUGAAAAUGUUUUAUACAUACUUUGGGAAUUUGAUGAAGAAUCAAAAAUGAGUAAGAUUAUUGGAUAUCUUAAAGUUGGAAGAAAACAUCUUUAUCUUUUUGAUCGUGAUCAAAUAUCAUAUGAAGGAAACUUUUUAUGUGUUUUGGAUUUUUAUAUUCAUUGGAAGUAUCAAAGAAAAGGAUUAGGACGCAAAUUAUUUGAUAAUAUGUUACGUUGUGAACAUACACAACCAACAUCAAUAGCUUUAGAUAACCCAACUGUUACUUUAUUAGCAUUUGUUGAUAAACAUUAUAAUUUAUGUGAUCCAAUUUGGCAAAAUACAAAUUAUGUUGUUUUUCCACAACUUUUUGGAAAUGUUGAAAAACAAGUUAUUAAUAAUGCUCCAGAUGGAUGGCGUCGUCCUCAAACACCAAGAAGAAUUGGAUCAAAUGGUGUUGAGACAACUAGAUGGCUUGGUGAAGCUAUUCCAGGACACCAAUCAAAAUCUCAAUCAACUGGAUGCCAUGUUGAUGCUGAUCAAUCAACUGAAGGAACAUUAGCUAAUCGUGCUCAUCAAGCUAAACAAAGAAAAGCUCAUAUUCUUAGUAGCAAACCAUUAUGGUAA
Strongyloides ratti is the source of this 789-nucleotide messenger RNA. Its product is annotated as Alpha-tubulin N-acetyltransferase 1. Gene Ontology annotation, molecular function: tubulin N-acetyltransferase activity. Gene Ontology annotation, biological process: alpha-tubulin acetylation. The coding region runs from base 1 to 789 and encodes 262 amino acids. Lineage: Eukaryota; Metazoa; Nematoda; Chromadorea; Rhabditida; Strongyloididae. The record is from RefSeq and is a predicted model, not a curated record. Gene Ontology annotation, cellular component: microtubule. The transcript has 2 exons.